AUGUCUUGUUUACAAGCAUGCAGAGUAUGCUUGGCACAUCAUAGCCGUAUGUAUUCCAUAUUGAAUGGGCAACUUCAACAGAUUUAUGAAAAUAUCACUCAAAUUCCGCUUGUAAUAGGUGACAUAUGGCCGACAUGCAUAUGCUACAUUUGCUACCAUAUGAUGAGAAAAUUCAAAAAGUUUAUAGAUAAAUCACAUAAGGCGAACAAGCUCCUGUUGCAACUCAUCAGUUCCGAGUCUGAGAUCACCACAGACACCCUAAAUAUGAUUGUGAAGCGACAACCUGAUAUCGCUUGGAACUUUUCUGUGUCACCGAUGGAGAGUAUUGAGCAUUAUGCUGUAUUAUGCUAUGACCCGGAAGAGGUUAAUCUGGAGGCUACUUUCAAUGUUGAGAAAGUGAAGUCUGAAUUGGAUUUCGAAGAGAUGCAGGAUGAAAGUGAAACAGAAGCAAAAAUGCCCAAGAAACAUAAGCCGACCAGUGAAAUUAACAAGGAAAAACAACUCAAGCCUCCAACAGCAUCAAGAGCAACCGAAGAAAACACAGGAAUAAAAAAUGAAGCUCAAAUUGGUGAUCCAAAUAGAAUUACAGAAAUCAAAAGUAAGGACAGUCUCUUGAAACCAAAUAUUUUCACAGAAUAUAGUUACGAAAACAACAACAUGGUGAAGAACAAACACAACAAAGUUACAAAUCAUAGAGUAACUUUUAUAUGUGCAAUAUGUAAAAAUAUAUUUUUUUGUAAAAAACAAUUACAAAGUCAUAUAAGUAAAUCACAUACUGAAAUUACCGCCAUAACUAACCAAAAUUAUACUAUGACUAAUGAAAUAAACUUAAUUGAUAAAAAUAAAUUAGGGAACAAUAUUGGUUCUGCAAUGACAAGCAACCGUGAAUAUUCGAUAAAUAAACGCGAUAUGAAGAAAGACCUGAAAGAAAGACCAUAUAAAUGUAACACCUGUGACAAAAGAUUUACUCAUGUUAGUUCUUUAUACAGACAUCAAAGAAUUCACACGGGAGAGAAACUUUAUAAAUGUAAUGUCUGUGAUAAAAGAUUUUCUCGAACUGGUGAUUUCUACACACAUCAAAGAAUUCACACAGGUGAGAAACCUUAUAAAUGUAACAUCUGUGAUAAAAGAUUUACUAUGAGUAAUAAUUUGUCCAAACAUCAAAGAAUUCACACGGGUGAGAAACCAUAUAAAUGUAACAUCUGUGAUAAAAGAUUUACUCUAAUGGAUCAUUUAAACAAACAUCAAAGAAUUCACACAGGUGAGAAACCUUAUAAAUGUAACAUCUGUGACAAAAGAUUUACUCAUGUUAGUUCUUUAUCCAGACAUCAAAGAAUUCACACGGGAAAAAAAUCUUACAAAUGUAAUGUCUGCAAUAAGGGGUUUACUGUAAGUAGUUAUUUAGCCAAACAUCAAAGAAUUCACACAGGUGAGAAACCUUAUAAAUGUGACACCUGCGAUAAAAGAUUUACUAUGAGUAAUAAUUUGUCCAAACAUCAAAGAAUUCACACGGAUGAGAAACCAUAUAAAUGUAACAUCUGUGAUAAAAGAUUUACUUUAAUGGAUCAUUUAAACAAACAUCAAAGAAUCCACACGAGAGAGAAACCUUAUAAAUGUAAUAUCUGUGAUAAAACAUUUACUCAAUCUAGUCAUUUAUCCACACAUAAAACAACUCACACGGGAAAGAAACUGCAUACAUGAAUACUUCCGCAUUUUUUACGGUACGCUCAUACUAGCAUCAAAACAUAUGCUCCGACUCAACUACAUAAGCAACUCUCACACACGCACGCUUCUGUAUAAAAACAUUCAAU
Molecule: messenger RNA, 1811 nt
Organism: Chilo suppressalis (striped riceborer)
Lineage: Eukaryota; Metazoa; Arthropoda; Insecta; Lepidoptera; Crambidae
Source: the annotation of a GenBank genome assembly